This is a messenger RNA of Naegleria gruberi, 1596 nucleotides long. RefSeq lists its product as uncharacterized. NCBI's taxonomy places the organism in Eukaryota, Heterolobosea, Eutetramitea, Acrasida, Naegleriidae. Bases 1 to 1596 code for a protein of 531 amino acids. The transcript has 3 exons. The record is from RefSeq and is a predicted model, not a curated record.
AUGACCUCGCGUGAUGGAACACUCACAAGAUUAGUCUAUUCGAUUAUCCCAACCUUAAAAAAAGUUAUCAUGUUAUCUAAUAGUUGCAAUUUUGAUUCAUAUCACUCAUUCCUUCCUGUUGAAUUUGUUGAGUCAGACAAUGUUAUUGCACCUUUCAAUUUUGCACAGUUUUCUUCAGACACAUGUGCAACCGAUAGUUUAUCACACAAUAACAGUCCUGCCAAUCACAAUUUGGUAGCAGAGCAUAUUUUCAAUGACAACUGUUUUAUCAUUGGCAAUUACCAAACCAAAGAUGUUAAUCAAAAUAAUACUAACAGAACCUUCCCCUCUAAGAUUAAAUCCUCUAAAGAGAGUUUACAUGAGGUGAGAAACAUGUUUCCAGAUCCUUCUAACAGAUAUUGUGUUAUUUGUAAGAGAGCGAAUAUGUCUUUCAAAAAGAAUUAUUUUAUUCAUGCUCAAAACGCUGAGCUAUACCAAAAAACCUUUCCAUCCACUUCAAUCAUGUUUGGGCCAGUUUGUUCAACAGAUUUUAACAAGGUUUGGAGGUAUUCCAGAGGAGAGUAUAUUCCAUCUGCAGACGGUUCUGGAAGAACGAUAAAGAACUUGAAACCUUCUCAAAAGAGAACAUUUUCAGACAGCACUUUAAAAAGAAAGAAAAUUAAGCAAAGCACUGAAAUUGUUCCAACCCGAAGCUCCACAAGCUUCUCCUCUCCAUCAAAUGCUCAAGGAGGGUUUGGAGCGUUUUUAAAAUCAUUCAUGGGAAAUUCUGUUCAUGAUACUUCAGCAACUAAUCCUCUCCUUGAAGGAGAGGACAUACAUUCCAUUCAGUCAUCCUCACCACAACUUAGAAGAUCUCUAUCUAGUAGUUCUCAAAUGAGCACUAGUAGUAAUGAUUCACUUUCUGUAGCAAUACCAAUAGAAACUCUUGAUCAACAUUUAGAUCAUUUAUUUGAAACAUACCCAGAAACUAUGAGAUCCUAUUCGGAAUAUCAAUUCAUGGAAAUGCUCUCGAAAUUUACUCAAGUUAAAGUAUCAGGCUAUCAACGAGAGGCUUUAAUGCAAAUUAAAUUCGAGACAAAUACGGGAAAAGUUUAUGGACCUUAUGGUAAUAAUACAUUAACAGGGGCUUAUCCUUUCAUGUCUUCAGGAGCUUACCUUAAAGAUUUAUUGGUACAAGAAGGAAAGGCUGGGCCAACUAUAUUUGUGAAAUUUCAUGUAGUAUUGAGUGUAUGCCCUGAGUGGUCAGGUUUGACACCUAAUUUUAAAAUAUCUCUUUCAGAAUGUUGGUCCGAAUUGUCCAACAUUAAUGAGAAAUUGGAGUUUUUAGCUAAAAAAUCCAUACCAUCAACUACAGAAACAUCACCAGAGGAUAUUUCCACAAACCCUCCACAAAUAACCGAUAACAAAACAAUUGGAGAUUUUUAUGAACAAGAUAUGAUUGAUUUUAGGAGGUCAAUUGCUAAAUGUUAUGAAAUUCUACACAAACUCAAUUCUCAAACAGAAAACCAAUUGGAAGCUUACAAUGAAAAAUUAUACAAGAGUUUUGUAAAUUUAUUUUCUACUCAAAAUAAUUUACCACCAAACAACGAGCAAUAA